Messenger RNA from Morchella sextelata, 852 nucleotides. RefSeq lists its product as uncharacterized. The transcript is spliced from 3 exons. Bases 1 to 852 code for a protein of 283 amino acids. The record is from RefSeq and is a predicted model, not a curated record. Gene Ontology annotation, cellular component: mitochondrial inner membrane; mitochondrion. Lineage: Eukaryota; Fungi; Ascomycota; Pezizomycetes; Pezizales; Morchellaceae. Gene Ontology annotation, biological process: ubiquinone biosynthetic process.
AUGCUGGCCGCCCUCAACCCACUCAAGCGGGCCGCGCAGCUCGUCGGCGCCCGCACCCUCCUCUCCUCCGCCUCCCUCUUCCCGCCCACCGCGCGCCCACCGCCCAACUACCCGGGCCACAUCCCGCUGACCACGCCCGAGCGCGCCCUCCUCGCGGUCGGCAGCGCCGUCGGAUCGCUGCUGAAUCCGCGGCGGGGAGACCUGAUCGCAGCCCUCGGCGAGGCCACGGCGACGCCGUACUUCAUCUACCGGCUGCGCGACGCGAUGCUGGCGGACCCCACGGGGAGGAGGAUCCUCCGCGACCGCCCCAGGAUCACGUCGAAGACGAUGAGUAUGGAGAUGCUGAGGGCGCUGCCGGACGGCACUGUGGGGAGGGAGUAUGCGGCGUGGUUGGAUAAGGAGGGGGUGUCGCCGGAUACGAGGUCGCAGGUCCGCUACAUCGACGACCCCGAAUGCGCCUACAUCAUGCAGCGCUACCGCGAGUCCCACGACUUCUACCACGCCCUCACCGGCCUGCCCAUCAUCGUCGAAGGCGAGAUCGCGCUCAAAGCCUUCGAGUUCUUCAACACCCUGAUCCCCAUGACCGGCCUCAGCAUGUUCGCCUUCGUCCGCCUCAAGCGCAGCGAGCAGCAGCGCAUCCUCACCACGUAUUUCCCGUGGGCCGUCAGGAACGGGCUGCUGGCGAGGGAGGUGAUUAAUAUCUACUGGGAGGAGGAGCUGCUGACGGGGGUGGAGGCGCUGAGGGAGAGGAUUGGGCUCGAGAAGCCGCUGGAUUUGAGGGGUGUGAGGAGGGAGGAGAGGAGGAGGAGGAGGAAGGAGGAGGAGAGGAGGAAGGCGGGGGUGGUGGGGUAG